AUGAAUCAUAUUAUAUCAUCAAUUGAUUUUAGUAGAUUGAUUGAAUCUAGAUUAGUACAGGGAUUCUUAGAUUUGACAAAAAAGGAUCAGAUUGCUUGUCUAUCAAUUGCAACAAUCUCUUUAUUGUAUUCAAUAAAAUAUAAUGGAGGAUCAAUUAGUACAUGGGUAUAUGAUAAGAACUUUAAAAGAUAUAUAAGAGAUUAUUAUAUAAGAUAUACAACUGCUGAUCACAUUGAAAACUAUGGAUUCGACUUUAGACAAGCCAAUACACGAAUGAUUAAAGAUUUGGCAUGGUCUGUAGAGCAUUGCAAUCGAAUUGUUGCAACAAACUAUAAUUUCAACUUGAUUCAAAGAUUGUCUACUUGUGUCAUGGCCGUAGUCACUAUCAAUUUGGGACAAUUCCUUGAACGCUAUGGUGCUCUAUCACACCAACAGAAACAAAAAGAAACAUCUUUGACUGUGCACUGUCAAUUUUUCCAUGCACUCAACAGGGAUCCAUUAUAUAUUGGUCUCAAAUCAAUCUUGUUUCAAAUAUUACUUGAAGAUUUUUGUUAUGCAAAACAAAAACAAUUCCAAAAAGCAAACUUUUUCUAUUCAAUGACACCAGCAGAGAUUGGUAUUACACAAGUAUUGUGUGAUUUAAUCAUUGAGAUUAGUAGAAAGAAUCCAAAGAUUCUAAAAGAUUUUGUACCAUUGUUACCAAUCUUUAUCUCACUUAUUGAACAUAAUCGUGGUAUCAAUGAUAGAAUGGUUGGUUUAAACAAGAUGGCCUAUGUAGCUCACCUUUUAAAAAUGGAAAACAAAAAGUUGAAGGAAUCUCCAUUGCCUUUGGAAAUAAUCAAACAACUUCGACAUUUGGAUUCCUACCCUCUAUCGGUACCAUUUGGAUUAUACUCUAAUAAAGAGAGUAUUGCUUUACAACUUGGAUUAAUUGGUGCCAUAACAUUUAUUGGUCAAAGAGCAUCGGCAGCUGCAGCUGUAUGGACGAUUCCAUCCAUCUUUAAAUAUGGAUAUAGAAAAUCUAGUCACAUCGUCGCAUCACUCUAUGCAGGUAGUUUUUCACUUGCAGUCAUGGUACCAACCUAUUACUAUGGUCUACGUCAUUUACCAAAUAACACCACAGUCCUCUAUUUGGCUGCAUUCACUGAAUUCAAAAUAAUAUGA
Molecule: messenger RNA, 1164 nt
Organism: Cavenderia fasciculata
Lineage: Eukaryota; Evosea; Eumycetozoa; Acytosteliales; Cavenderiaceae
Exons: 5
Coding region: 1-1164 (387 amino acids)
Source: RefSeq, a predicted model, not a curated record